Messenger RNA from Nezara viridula (southern green stink bug), 2361 nucleotides. The record is from the annotation of a GenBank genome assembly. NCBI's taxonomy places the organism in Eukaryota, Metazoa, Arthropoda, Insecta, Hemiptera, Pentatomidae.
CCGGACCGAGCAACAAGUGGGCAGUAUAACUAUGGCUGCCGUUUCGGUGUUGUCGUGUGCUUUAGUUUCAGUUGUUCUGUGCAGUUUCUUCGUUUCUGAAAGUUAUGGAAAACUCUCCUACACUUAUCUAUCUGAUGAACCUGCACAUGAUGCACAUUUUGAAUAUGUUCCGUUGGACACAAGAUAUGCAAGUGCUCGAGUAAAAAGAUAUGUGUUUAACACCAUUGGCAAACUCGCUGACAGCUACGACAAAGGAAAUUCUCAAGAUUUGAGAAAAACUGAUGUUGGGUUGCCGAGAAAACAUGCAGAAUUCAUUGGAAGCGUUGCUGUUAUGGGAGAGGGGGAAGUCGCCCCUCCGGUUAAAGAACCUGCUCCAUCCAGCAACAGAGACCCGCCACAUGAAACAAUAGCAACUACCAUUUCUACAACGGUACCACCAAAAGUUACGAAAAAGCCUAUCAUAAAAAAUCCUAAAAAAGCUACAGAACAGCAAAGUACUGAUCCACCAGUCAUCAACGGAACCAAAACUGAGCCUGAACCUUGUGUUGAGAAUUGCGAUGGUGAAUUUCCGAAAGAAGUUACAAAUAAUACUUUAACCAGCAAUAACAUAACUAAAAAAGUUGUGGACCACCAUGCUUAUUACACAAGCACGUUUUUGGAAGGAGAGAAGGACGGUCGUCAUUAUUGGGUAGAUUUGGACAAAGAAAAGGGUGUUGUUGUUAGCGAGAUGCUUUCCAAAAGUCAUCGGAGAGCAGCGACUGUUAGACUAAAGUUUGAUUUUCCCUUUUACGGUCAUAUUGUAAGAAACAUGACGGUGGCGACAGGAGGUUUUAUUUAUACUGGAGAUUAUAUCCAUUCAUGGCUGGCUGCGACACAGUAUAUUGCUCCCCUUAUGGCUAAUUUUGAUACAAGUUUAUCCGAAUCCAGUUUGGUUAAAUACAGAGAUAAUGGUACUGCCUUCACCGUGGAAUGGGACAGCGUAAUGUUGCAAGACAAAAAGGAUGCUGGAGCGUUCACGUUUCAAGUGACCCUUCAUAAGACUGGUGACAUUGUAUUCGUUUACCGAGAAAUUCCCAUCCUCGUUGAAAAUAUUGAAGAUUCUCAACAUCCAGUGAAAGUCGGCAUCUCUGACGCUUACAUCAUUGAUAAAACUGUUUUCUACGUGAGAAAGAAAACAAUUUUUGAAUAUCAUCGAGUGCUAUUUAACAGAGAUGAUAUUAAGAACUGGACCGCAAUCUAUUUGAAGGCCUUACCGACCUGCCUCGACUAUAAGGAUUGCUACUCGUGCUUAGCCCACAAUACAAGUUUUGAGUGCAAAUGGUGCCAAGAGGUGAACCGGUGCUCCUCGGGUUUCGACAGAUAUUAUCAGGAUUGGUUCAACAACGAUUGUCACAACUCUUAUGUCUCGCAAAGCAACAAGUGUUCUGCAAUAUCUGAGAGAAACGUAUCGCAGCCUCCUUCUGUCGAAGCACAUUCCAAGGUGGAUGAAUCUAAAGAUGCUCGCCUUGGUCAUUUUGGAAUGUUAAGUCUUUUUAUAAUAGUUUUGCUUGUUACAUCGCUUGGAUUGUGGGUCUACCAUGCGUAUAGGAAUCCUCAUACGAGAUCAGGUCAAUUCUUAAUUAGAUACCGACCGAGUCAGUGGACCUUGAGAAGAGGUGAAGCGAGGUACACAGCCGCCACAAUACACAUGUAAAAUAAUUUAUGGACAUCACUGGCGUGUUUGUUACAUGAAAUCAACCAAAAAGUAAAUGUGCCUUCAUUAUGUAAAAAUUUUUAGAACGAAUUGAGCGGUCAGUGUUAAUAAAAAGACAAUUUGUGUAUAAACUUGUAAAAGUGAUUUAUGUUUUGUAUAAAUAUUAUUUUUUUGAUGAAGAGAUUGAUAAAUAUUUAAAGUCAUCGACAUAUCUCUAGGAGAGACAAGAAGGAGAAACAAAUUGCUACCGUUUCCUUUCUCGCUGCGGAGGGCCCGUUCAAGAACACUGUGAUUGAGAGCAAUCUGUUGCCUUUAGGUUUACGUUACGUUGUUAAGUGUUUUGUAAUAAUUUAUUUGUUGUUGAUGUAUCAAAGAGUAAACAUUUAUUUCAGCCGGAACAAACCUUUUUAUCCAUUUGUAGUAUAACUAGAUGCACAAACAAAUUUUAUAUAUUUUUAAAUAAUUGCCUGAAAAUGUAGUAAUUUGACUUGUAAAUAUAUUUUUAAAUCCAGUUUUUAAUAAAUUAUGUAUAUUUCUUAUAGCCUCAUCCCACCACUAUAAUACUAGUAAAAUAUAUAUAUAUAUAAAUAAAUGAAUUAUUAUUAAUAGUUAAUUUUAUAUUCCUUUGAUUAUUUCUGACAAUUUAUCAAAAAUUAUGAAAUUCUAAG